Molecule: messenger RNA, 1711 nt
Organism: Musa acuminata subsp. malaccensis (wild Malaysian banana)
Lineage: Eukaryota; Viridiplantae; Streptophyta; Magnoliopsida; Zingiberales; Musaceae
Biological process (GO): biosynthetic process
Cellular component (GO): cytoplasm
Source: RefSeq, a predicted model, not a curated record
ACCCAAAACCUUACACUACUUCACGUACACGAAGAACGAGAGAGACGUUAGCGCCGGAACAAUCCCGUCUUCCCGUUCUUAAGCGAAGGGAAACGCGAGUCGUGCGCUUUCUUGGAUCACUCAACGCCCCAGUCACCGCCGCUCUGCUCUCUCCUCCCUCCCCCACCCCGCCCGUUGUUCCGAUCCCGCAUUGCUCUAUAUCUAGGGUUUCGCCUCUCCUUAACGAUUCCGUGAGUUGCUUCGUAUCUGGGACUUGCGUUUAUUCGAGAUGGGAAUCUCGGAGGAGAGGGUGGUGGCGGUGAUCAUGGUCGGCGGUCCCACAAAAGGAACUCGCUUCCGGCCUCUUUCUUUGAACGUUCCGAAGCCGUUGUUUCCCUUGGCUGGUCAGCCGAUGGUCCAUCACCCGAUCUUGGCUUGCAGAAGAAUCCCCAAUUUGGUGCAAAUUUAUCUUGUUGGAUUCUACGAGGAGAGGGAGUUUGCGCUUUAUGUGUCAGCCAUCUCGAUUGAGCUCAGAAUCCCUGUUCGGUAUCUAAGGGAAGACAAGCCGCAUGGUUCAGCGGGAGGGCUUUACAGCUUUAGAGAUUUUAUCAUGGAAGAGGACCCGUCCCAUAUAGUUCUUCUGAACUGUGAUGUUUGCUCAAGCUUCCCAUUGCCAGAUAUGCUUGAGGCUCAUAAAACAUAUGGUGGGCUAGGAACAGUAUUAGUAAUUAAGGUAUCUGCUGAAUCAGCCAAUCAGUUUGGUGAGUUGGUUGCAGACCCUGUUACAAAUGAGCUGCUCCACUAUACUGAGAAACCAGAAACUUUUGUGAGUGACCGAAUAAAUUGUGGUGUGUACAUAUUUACACCAGAUAUCUUUCCUGCCAUCCAAAGUGUCUUUACACUAAGGAAAGACACAGCUAACUUGCACCGUAUGAACAGCUUUGAAGCUCUCCAAUCAGCAACAAAAACAGUUCCUGCAGACUAUGUUAGGCUGGAUCAGGAUAUAUUGUCUCCUCUUGCUGGAAAGAAGAAACUCUAUACAUAUGAGACGCUUGACUUUUGGGAACAGAUCAAGACCCCAGGGAUAUCUUUGAGAUGUUCUGCCUUGUAUCUGGCCCAAUAUCGUUGUAUUUCUCCACAUCUUCUUGCUACAGGGAAUGGCAGUAAAAGUCCCACCAUCAUUGGUGAUGUUUAUAUUCAUCCAUCAGCAAAAGUACAUCCAAGUGCAAAGAUUGGUCCUAAUGUCUCCAUUUCUGCAAAUGCUCGUAUUGGAGCUGGUGUGAGGCUCAUCAGUUGCAUCAUCUUGGAUGAUGUUGAAAUUAAGGAAAAUGCUGUUGUUAUGCAUGCUAUCGUUGGCUGGAAAUCGUCUAUAGGGAGAUGGUCACGAGUACAGGCCGAGGGAGACCACAAUGCCAAACUUGGAAUCACUAUCCUCGGAGAAGCUGUUGCAGUUGAAGAUGAAGUUGUGGUGGUUAACAGUAUUGUCCUGCCAAAUAAAACCCUUAAUGUUAGCGUUCAAGAAGAAAUCAUCCUAUAAUCUUCUCAAUUUUUCAGAUCCACCUUUCUGCAAUCUACCUUUUCCCUUUUUUUUCUGUAAUAUCAAUUAUGUCUAUGAAAAAAAAAAGAAAAAAAGAGAUGUACAUUUUAUUGGUGUGGUACUGUACAAAAAGCUGCAACUUCAUGCUGCUUAUGUAGUACUAGACAUGUUUAAUUGAGCAUACAUUUCAUUGUA